GCUAUUAUCCCGCUUGUAUGUUCAUAGAGGUCGCUGGUCGAUUGUCCGUCGUUCUCACUUAACUGCGCCCACCCGCAUACCAUGUGGCAGACUUGUAUUGCCAUCAGCCGAGUCGAGGGGAAGCCCCAAGAUCUCGUACCUUGACCACACACAUAUAAUCCUGCCGCCGCCGCAGCCCACUCCCGCCCCUUUCAAUCAUCGGGAUCUAUUUCUCGACACCAAGCACGGGAGUUCUUUGCCUUCCGAUGGUACCUCACUCUUUAACUCUACCUUUUCGCAGACACUCUCGUUUGUCGUCGUCUUGGCUGCGCAGCUGAAGGGCUUCCGGCUUCCCUCUUCCCGCGAGCACCGAACCUCGGAUCGGAGCAAAAAGCUCAUCUUUCACUAUGGGUAACCCCUUUGUGUAUGGGGGGUCUGCCUUUGGCUACGACGACAUGCCCUUCCAAAGUAUGCCCUACGAUGGGCUAGAGAACAGCCUUGGGGGCCUUAACAUGCCCUCCAUCGACCCAAAGAAUCACUCGCCUUCGCCCACACCUUACAGCAACACCUGGGCCUCUCCCGUUCAACGGUCCUUCAAACGCCCUUCGCAGAUAGCACUCUUCGUUGGAGACAUGCCCGGACAAGGACAACCACCAAACCACGCCCCAAUUCGUCCAACACUGGGCAUCUCCCAGGUGCCCCUGUCCCAGGUCCGUUUCGCAAGCCCCGUCUCAUCGACCGAGCCGCCCUCUUCCGGCAGCGCACUGAGCCCUCGUGCCGACACCGAGUCAUUCUACGACGGGUUUCCGAGGACACCCCCGGACUCGGCCUUCUCACCCUUACAAACGCCGAUGCCUCUUGAGCCAUUUGCGCAUGCCAUGCAGUUCAGGAGCAUGGGCCCGCAGGGCUUCGUGAACCCCGUCGACGUGAACCCUACCCAGCAGAUCGAGUACUGUGAGAACGAUAACAGUGUUGUCGACUUCAAUUUCUGCCAGACAAGGUACGGCUUCGACAGUCAAGUCAGCGAUCGCGAAGCCGACGCACAGCAAACCGGUCCUCUUGACUUCACCGGCAGCAGGGCAAGCCCCGAGCCGAUGCAGCCGAUGGUGAAGGACAAGGGUCGGACGUCGAGUGAAUAUCCGCCGGUGCCCAGGCAAUGGGACAUGAAUUCAGACGGCAAGGCCACAGCCAAGCGGCAGAAAGGCGACAAUCCAGACGAAGACUAUCGGCCCUACAAAAGACAGAAGACAACCGCCCGAUCAGGAACCAGGCGGGCUGUGAGAACAAAUACUGCCAUCGCCUCUCCGUCAUCACGAAGGACACGGAAUCCUCGCGUCCGCACUCUGUCCGCCUCUAGAACCACAUUAAUUUGUCCCGAGUGCAAGCAACGCAACUUUCCCACCCAGCUCGACCUUGACACCCACAUCAGGAAGCAACACCACCGCCCUUUCAACUGCGUCUUCGACUUUGCCGGCUGCGAGUCUACUUUCGCGAGCAAAAACGAAUGGAAGCGCCACGUCGCAACCCAGCACCUCCUACUCUUCUACUGGGCUUGCCCUGAAGGCGCCUGCGCAAACACACACCGUCACGGUCCAUGUGCAUCCUCCGCCUUCCGUGGACCCAACAAUCCGCGAGGCUCCAUCUUCAACCGCAAAGACCUUUUCACCCAACACCUCAAGCGCAUGCACGCCCCCAAGGAAGUCAACCACGCGCUCGCCGACGCCAAACGCGCAACAAUCACAACAACAACAGCAACAGCAACUGCGAGUAAACAAACCCCCAACUCAUCAUCAUCAUCGACAACAUCAACCAGCGCCGCCAUCGCGGCCUGGAACGCCCGCCUCAAAUCGCUCCAGUCCACCGCCAUGCACCCGCGCUGCUCGCUGCCGACCCUGAUGAAGUGUCCCGUCCCCGGGUGCGCGGCGAGCCCCUUCCGCGGUCGCGACGCGUGGAACCAGCGCAUGGAGCAUGUCGCCAAGCACAUGGACCGCGCGGCCCAGGGCAGGGAGCCGAGGGUCGUUUUUGGUGGGGAAGGGGACGAGACGCUUGUGGACUGGGCGUCGAGGGCGGAUGUGGCUAUUAUUGUUCCUUCUUCUUCUUCUUCUUCUUCUUCUUGUGGUGGGGCCACUGGAGAGGGUGGUGGUGGUGCGGGGAUUACUGCUCCUGUGCAGGGGCAGGGCUCUGAUGAUGAUGGGAAUGAGGAGGAUGCGGAGGGGGAGGAGGAUGAUUAG
Messenger RNA from Parathielavia appendiculata, 2210 nucleotides. RefSeq lists its product as uncharacterized. The coding region runs from base 387 to 2210 and encodes 607 amino acids. The transcript has 3 exons. Lineage: Eukaryota; Fungi; Ascomycota; Sordariomycetes; Sordariales; Chaetomiaceae. Gene Ontology annotation, molecular function: DNA-binding transcription factor activity. The record is from RefSeq and is a predicted model, not a curated record.